GGCGGCUGCACGGCAGCUGGGGCAGCGGGGGCUGGAGCGGCUGGAGUAUGUGGAGGGCGACUUCUUCCAGCCCUUCCCGCUCUCCGUCGACUGCAUCCUCAUGCGGCUCGUGCUGCACGAUUGGCCGGACGAGGAGGCGGCUGCCAUCCUGCGCCAUGCGCAUGCAGCCCUCGCGACCCACGGGUCACCCCGGCUGCUGGUGGUGGAGGCGGUGCUGCCGGAGCUGGUGAGCCCCGAGGCGGGGCCGGCUGCCGUACAGCAGCUGGAGUUCGACAUGGGCAUGAUGCUGAUGACCCCGGGUCGUGAGCGCAGUCAGAGCGAGUGGCGGGCGCUGCUGGGCCGCUCGGGCUUCAGGCUGGAGGCGGUGCUGCAACCGCACGGCGCCAAGCUGCCCGUGAUGGUGGCGGCACCCUACCGCACGUAGAGGCAGGCGGGGAUAAGGAAUAUGCAAG
Molecule: messenger RNA, 452 nt
Organism: Astrephomene gubernaculifera
Lineage: Eukaryota; Viridiplantae; Chlorophyta; Chlorophyceae; Chlamydomonadales; Astrephomenaceae
Source: the annotation of a GenBank genome assembly